AUGUCUGAUAAUUUGUCGCAUCAAUUUACCUUCGGGGCCGUUGCACCCAUGGACUCUCGGUUGUCGGAACACAUCAUUAAGCAAUACCUUAUUUCUCGCAACUUUACCGGGACACUUGAUGCUUUUGAUGCGGAGUGUAAUCGUGAGAAAGUCAGACAUCGCGUAAGUGACCUGUCCCAUUCCAGAAUCUUGUUUCAACCAUCAUCGAUCACUGUGAGCUUGCGGGACGCCAUCAAUGAGUCGAACCUUGGCCGUUUAACUGAGAUAUGGAGUUCUUUGCAUAAGACCUUCUUCUACCGAUUAGAUGCGGACAGACAGCAAAUGGCACAUUCUUUCAAAGUCCAUGUAUUCAAGACCUACGUUGUUCACGCAUUCUCACAAAGGCGCACUUCCAAAGUUACGGAAUUUUUCAACGGGUUAUCCUCAGAGUUUUGUCCCAAUUUGCCCGAAUGGAAAAAUUGGUAUGCCUUGCCGCACACACCUGAUGCAUCAGAACAACCAGAAUAUGCAAUGUACUUCACAAAGACCUGGAUGGAUAUCCUUAGUUUAUCACUUACAAAUUUUCUAUGCGCUCUGUUUUCUCUGGAGUUAUGUAGCACAAACGUCCUGACCCGGCUAAAUGAAUUGGAAACGCAAGUUUCGAAUUCCACCGAUCGGACCGACAAGCCUCCAGGUUUGCCAACCACUUCCACGACCUCACCACCGUUCGGGAAACUACUGGAUGAUUUCAACGAACUCGGUUCCCUGCGGCCCACAGCAGUGACACGACCGCGAGAUAGUCAAAUGUGAAAAAUGUAUUUUACCGUUAGGUAGCUGGUUAUUUAGUGUGGAUAACUGUAGGCACCUUGAUAUUUCGAUUACAUAAACUUUUCAGUGCCUUCAUUCAUUUGAACGCAAACGACGAAACGACCAACGUUUGUGAUUGUACAGCUGAUGACUUCAUUUAUGUCCAUUUUAUCAAUAACUUCGUUGCCAUGCGGUCGGAUUUCUGAAUAUAAG
Messenger RNA from Opisthorchis viverrini, 999 nucleotides. RefSeq lists its product as hypothetical. Gene Ontology annotation, molecular function: phosphatidylinositol 3-kinase regulator activity; protein binding. The transcript is spliced from 5 exons. Lineage: Eukaryota; Metazoa; Platyhelminthes; Trematoda; Opisthorchiida; Opisthorchiidae. The record is from RefSeq and is a predicted model, not a curated record. Gene Ontology annotation, biological process: early endosome to late endosome transport. Gene Ontology annotation, cellular component: extrinsic component of endosome membrane; early endosome membrane; late endosome membrane. The coding region runs from base 1 to 789 and encodes 262 amino acids.